GCCUUUCGCUUCCAUGGUCGCACGACGCAACGAACUCGCACCGGCCGAGCGGCUCUCGUACGUAAGCUCCACAACGGGCAUCAUCAAGGGGGGUCGCGACGACGAUUUUGCCGAGUCCAAGACGCCUGGCGAGCUCGAAGACGGUGCACUUCGCAACGGCGACGCGCCCAUCUACACAUCGCCCGAGAUUCUGGCCCUCCUCUUCCAGUAUGCCGCGAUCGGUGUCGUCUACGGCGGCAUGAACGGCAUGCAGUACCCGGUCUUGACCGGGUACUUUACGCUCCAAGGCAACGUCCUCAACUCGGCGACAGCGCUCAUGAGUCUUGGCUGGUCGCUCAAGGUCUUUUUUGGGAUGCUCUCGGACUGCGUCCCGAUCUUUGGCUACCACCGCAAGCCAUAUAUCCUCGUCGGGUGGAUCCUCACGGCCGUGCUCCUCAUCGUCGUCGCGCUCAAGCCCGCGGGGGAGCCGGCGCCGGACCCCGAGGCCGCCUCGAACGGAUCGACGCUCGCGCUCCUCUGCGCGGUCGCUUGCUUUUGCUACAUCAUGGCCGACGUCGCCCAGGACGCGCUCGUGGUGUCAUAUGCGCAGCGGGAGCCGCUCGCGCAGCGCGGCCGCCUCCAAUCGAUGAUCUACGCCGUGCGCACGGUUUUCAUGGCCGUCAUGUCGGCCAUCUCGGGCUUCUGCCUCAACUCGGAGCGCAUGGCUGGCUCGUACGAUUGGGACAUUGGUGUCAACGGGUACUUUUGGAUCAUGGCGGCCACGUCAUUGCUCAACGUGCCGGUCGUGUACUUCUUCCUCAAGGACGUCAAGGCGCCGACGCAUAUCUCUGUCUCGACGUACCUCGAGCAAUUCUGGUCGCUCGCGCAGAAGCGGGUCGUGUGGCAGGUCAUGAUCUUCAACUUUAUGUUCUCGCUUUUCACGUCGUACAUCAGCACGACCGCGUCGUCGUACGUGGCGCGCUACUGGGCCGAGGUGGACAACCUCAACUCGUCGCUCAUCAGCAUCAUCUCCAACCUCAUCUUCGCGACCGUCCUCGUCGUCACCGGCAAGUACGGCACCCAUUGGAACUGGCGCUACGUGCUCAUCAUUACGACGAUCACGACCAACAUCAUCGAUGCGAUCGUGCAAUUCUGCACCAUCUACGACGUGGUCCGCAACCAGUGGUUCUACCUCGGCGUGCCGCUCUCGGAACAGCUCCCGGCCGGCAUCAACUUUGUCGUUGGUACGUUCGUCAUUGUCGAGCUCGCCGAAGAAGGCAGCGAAGGCAUCAUGUACGGUCUCCUGACGACGAUUACAAACCUCCCGGGCGUCUUUGGCCCGAUGAUCACGAACGUGAUUGACGCCAACUUUGCCGUCCGCAGCGAAGACAUUAAGGGCGACCUCCCCGAAACGCGCACGCAGGUCGCGUACACGUACAUCAUUGCGUACUCGGCGACCGUCAUUGGCUGCCUCUGGGUGUGCAUUUUGCCCAACCAAAAGGCGGCCGUGAUGGAGCUCAAGAAGCACGGCGGCAGCUACCCCAAGGUCGCAGCCUUCAUCUUUUAUGCCUUCUUUGUCAUUCUCGCCACGUCCAUCACCGGUACGAUGACAUCCAUGUUUGACUCGACCAACUGCCUCAAGCUCGCGGGCGGCGACGGCUGCCCAGAGGGCACGUCGCAGCUCUACUUGCUCGGCAUCUUUGUGCCUGCCGUCGUUGCUCUCGUUGCGAUUGCUCUCGUCUACAAAAAAUCGCACUCGCCAGGUACGCCCGGCUUUGGCGCCGACGACGACGUCUUUGAGCUCGACGACGCCAGCGGCCACGUCUUCAUUGCGCCGACCGGCGACCUCCAUGGCAACCGCCACCUCGUCGCCGACGCGACACCGCCGUACUUUAUGAGCUCGGUCGCACACGCGAGCGUCACGUCGGAAGACGACGACCACGAGAAAGACGAGCCGUCGCCUGUCGUCGCGGCCGCGCCCCGUGCGAGCCGGUACCACUCGGCGAUCUCGGGCCUCAAGUCGCUCUCGUCUGCACCGUCCAACCUCCUCGGUAAAGGCAAGUACGCCAAAGCGCAGCUGCUCUCCAAGAUCCCGUACAAGAAGGCCAAGACGCGCGUUUCGAACCUGCCACCGCCGACGCUCUGCUCCGAGUGCCCGCCCAAGGCGCCGUCCAAGCUCAGUCUCUACCGGCAAAAGUCGGCGCCGCCGCCCAUGUGGACGUGCGUGGCCUGUCCGCACGUGCAUCUGUGCGAGUCGUGCUAUCGGUCAGGCGUUCACGGUCUCGAAGGCUCGGACGCGAUGGAGACGUACGACGAGCUCAUUUCGGAUCUCAAGUGGAUGAAGGCCUGCAAGGCGUUUACGAAGCCGCUUCUUCGCAUGCUGCGGCAGGACAUUUGCAACCACUCGCCGUCCAAGUACCAAUUCAUGUGCGCCUGGCUCGCCGACAUCCUCGGGACCAAGCCCGUCGCGAAGAUCACGAUGCGCGGCGUGGCCAUGAAGGACCUCCGCGCCGACGCGCGCCAAGCGUUUGUCGCGGCGCUCAUGCCGCUCGUAGCGAAUCGAAGCGACUUGGAUGUCAACAUUGAGUGGGCGCCGAGUGCCGACGACAACCAACUGGAGAAUCUCCGGCUAUGGAUCUCGGACAAGAAAGGCCGGCGCGAAAGUCCGUUCGACACGUCACUUUUGACGACCGAGCUCCACGACCACGAUGCUGCCUCGUGACAAGAGACCGUGAAAUGUACUAUUGUGUCAUAUGCUAUCUAC
This is a messenger RNA of Saprolegnia parasitica CBS 223.65, 2743 nucleotides long. RefSeq lists its product as hypothetical. Bases 14 to 2701 code for a protein of 895 amino acids. NCBI's taxonomy places the organism in Eukaryota, Oomycota, Saprolegniomycetes, Saprolegniales, Saprolegniaceae. The transcript is spliced from 2 exons. The record is from RefSeq and is a predicted model, not a curated record.